GCCCCUCCCAGCUAGAGCCCGGAUCGGGCCCCCGGGGGCUGCCCCUUGUCCUGUCCCCCCGCCCGGUUCCCACGCCCAGGAAUGCCGGGUAUUUCCGGCCGCAGCCCCCUCCUCUCCCCCCGCCCCCAGCCCCACAGACAGCGGCGGGGCGUGGGGAGGGAACACGGGCCCGGGCCGAUCGUCCAGCAGGGGGCAGCGAAGGCACGUGGGGGGCAUGUCUGGGGGGGGGUGUCCGUGCUCGGGACGCCUGGGUCGUGUGUGUGCGUGUGUGCCUGGGUCCUUUGUAUGUGUGUGUCUGUCUGUGUGUCCCGGACGCCCGGGUCCCGUGUGCGUGUGCAGGACCCUCCCGGUCCCCGGGGCCGGGCCGGGCCGGGCCCGCGGCAUGUGAGCCGGCAGCGCCUGCCAACGACACACCCACCGCGGCUGGCCCCGGCCCCGGCACUGCCCAGCCCAGCUGGCGGGUGGAGGCCCCGAGUCCUCUCCAGCAUUGGGAGGGGCCCGGGGGAUGAGAGCAGGGGGGCAGAGAGCCCCGGACGCCUGGGUCCCCCCCCCCACCCAAGGGAGAAGAGAACCUAGGGGGGUGACAGCUAGGAGCCUGGACGCCUGGGUUCCCUCCCUGCUUUGGGAGGGGAGCAGGGUCUGGCUGUGAGGGACUUAGAGCAGCGGGACCCUGAGAUCCCAGAUGCCUGGGUCCCUCCCUGCUUUGGGAAGAGAAGAGGGGUGGGGGGUGGAGCUUAGAGCAGGGGCGCCUGGAGGCCUGGGUUUUCUCCCCACCGUGGGAAGGGAGUUGGGGGGCUGGGACCCUGGAUGCCUGGGUUCCCUCCCUGCUUUGGGAGGUGACGGGGGGGUUCCAUCAGCCCAGACUCACGGGUCCCCCCCACCCCUUCUUCUCCCAGCCCAGCCAGCUCCCCCAUCCCCCGCAUCCCUGCCUGCCUCCACCCCCCCUCCCCCUGUCCAAGGAGGCUGGGCCCAGCUCCCCGCCCCCCCUCCCCGUCCCUCCCUCCCUGCCCCGACUGUAGCCGGGCGGCCUCGGCCGAGGGGAGCUCAGAGUGAGUGCCGGGGCCCCUCCGCCAUGCGCCUCCUUCUCCUCUUCGUCUUGUGCCUGCCCCUGCCAGGCCUGGUGCCGGCCCAGCCUUCAGCUGCCCGCUGCAGCCCUGGGGGCUGUGUGGCCCUGUUUCCCCAGCCCCGGCCCUUCCUGGAGGCCUGGCGCAGCUGUCGGGACCGUGGCGGGGACCUGGCCACCCUCAAACACCCUGAAGAGGCGGCCGAUGUGGCCCAGCUGCUAGAUGAGGCACCGCGCCCAUCGCCGGGACCCCGGCGCUACUGGAUUGGGCUCCAGCGCCAGCCCCGGCAGUGCCAGCCCCGGCGCCCGCUGCGCGGAUACACCUGGACCACAGGAGAGCAGGACACGGCCUACACCAACUGGGCCCGGGAGGAGGCGCCAGCCAGCUGCAGCCUGGCGCGCUGCGUGGCCCUGAGCCACAUCGCUGGUGCCCACCAGCCACCGGCCUGGCUGGACGGAGCCUGCACGGCACCCGCUGAUGGCUACGUGUGCCGCUUUGCCCACACUCGCGCCUGCCCCAGCCUGGGCGCCGCCAGCUACGCCACGCCCUUCGGCACCGUGCCGGGCCCGCUCAGCCAUGUGCCCUUUGGUACGGUGGCAGCCAUGAGCUGUGGGGCCAGCACGCCCGCCUCGGCCCUGUGCCGCUACCGCGAGGACGGCACUGUGGGCUGGAGUCCACCAGGGCCCCCGUGCGAGGAGGAAGCAGCAUCACACGAGGGCUGGUGCGAGGGUGAUAAUGGCGGCUGCCAGGAGCUGUGCAUGGACACGGGGCCCAGCCACACCUGCGCCUGCCACAGCGGCAGGGCCCUGCUGGCAGACGGGCGGUCCUGUGGGCCAGCACCACCCUGCCGUGAGCACCCCUGCGAGUAUGCCUGUGCAUCUGAGGGCACUGGUUACCGCUGCCUAUGCCCUGCUGGGCACCGUCUGGCACGUGAUGGGCACUCGUGUGAGGACGUGGAUGAGUGUGCUGAGGCAGGCGGGGCCCCAUGUGAGCAGCUGUGUGAGAAUGCACCAGGCGGGUACCGGUGCCGCUGCCGUCUGGGCUACGCUGGCGAUGGGGCAGGGGGCUGCGGCGAUGUGGACGAGUGUGAGUUGCCCGGCGUCUGCCACCAGAUGUGUGUCAACUACGAGGGUGGCUUCGAGUGCUUCUGCGCUGAAGGCUAUGAGCUGCAGGCCGAUGGUGUUAGCUGUGCCCCACUUGGUGCUGCCCCAGGGCCUCCCUUCGCCUGGCCCCGGCCCCCAGAAGAGGAGGAAGAGGAGGAGGAGGAGGAGGAGGAGGAAGACCUGGCCUACAGCUGGACCCCCGGUGGGACACCCCAGGCCCGGCCUGGCACAGCUAGAGCCCCCCGAGCACCUCCCACCCCACCCGCAGCUGCCUGGGUUCCCCUGCUCAGGUCUCCUUACCCCCAUGGUACUGGGGACACCUGGGUUCCCCAUGGAGUUGAGCAUGCUUGGGUUCCCCCCGGCCAGCCACACCUUGCUGAGGAUAUCUGGGUUCCCCCCGGCCGGCCCCAGAGAGCAGAGGACACCUGGGUUCCCCCCAGCCGGCCCCACGGAGCUGAGGGUGCCUGGGUUCUCCCUGUCGAGCCCCAUGGAGCUGAGGACUCCUGGGUUCCCCCCCACCAGGCCCACGGAGCCGAGGACUCCUGGGUUUUCCCCAGUGACUCCCCCCAAGCCCAGUCCCCGCUACUCCCCAACCCUGCCCACAGAGCCAGGGACACCUGGGUUCUCCCUGCCCAGCCCCCCACCCCACACGGGGUCGGGGGGGCCUGGCUUCCCCUCACCAGGCCCCCCACAUCCCACAGAACCAGGGAUGCCUGGGUUCUCCCUGCCCAGUCCCACCCCUCUCAGGACACCUGGGUUCCAGUGAUCAGGUCUUCAGACCCCCAGGGCGUUGAGGACACCUGGGUCCCCCUCACCCCCAGGCCCAGAAUCCAGACCCCCUCACUCCCUGACCCCCCACACAGGGCCAGGGACACCUGGGUUCUCCCCACCCGUCCCCCCAGAGCCAGGGGCCCCCCACUCCCCCACAGCCCCCCUGAGGGCCAGGAUGCCUGGGUUCCCCUGACCAGAGCCCCCACCCCCCACAGAGCCAGGGGUGCCGGGGUCCCCCCCACCCCCCGCGGAGCCCAGGACACCUGGGUUCUCCCCACCCGCCCUGCCAGAGUCAGGGCACCCCUGGUCUCCUCCACCUCCCACCAAGCCCGGGAUGCCUGGGUCCCCUCUUCCAGCCCCCCCACCCCCCACAGAAACCCUCCAUCUAGGGCCCGAGAUGCCUGGGUCCCCUCGUCCAGCCCCCCCACCUCCUCCAGAGCUUCCCCUUCCAGGCCCCCCAGAGCCCAGGACACCCGGGUCCCCUUUUCUGGCCACUCCAGAGCCGGGGGUGCCUCCAUUCCCCCUUCCAGCCCCACCACUCCCCCUAGGACCCGGGACCCCUGGGUUCCCACUUCCAGGCCCCCGGCCAGAGCCCGGGACGCCUGGGUUUCCCCUUCCAGCCCCCCCAGAGCCCGGGACGCCUGGGUUCCCGCCAGCCACCCCGCCACUGUCCGGGCCCGCCGGGUACCCCCCACCAGCGCCCCCGCGCUCCCUCCGUCCCCCCGCCCCACGGCCCCGGACGCGGAGGAUCCCCGCAGCCCGUCGCCGGCGGACCCCGAGGGCGCCCCCCCGCGGCUGGCCGAGGAGGGACCGGGAUCGGGAUCGGGAUCGGGGCCGGGCGGGCGGCGCUGGGUGCUGCUGGCGCUGCUGCUGCCCCUCGCCGUCUUCCUGGUGCUGAUGGUGGCGCUGGGGCUGGUACUCUGCACCCGCUGCCCCCCCGGGCCCGGCCCGCGCCCCCGCUCUCCCCUCUGCUCCCGCUGGGGCGCCGGCCCCAAGGGCUCCCCCCGCCCCCCUGCCCCCGCCACCAGCCUCUGAGCCACCUGGAGCCCCGGCCGCCCCGACCCCCCAGGCUGGGACCCUCCGAUCUCCCCACCCACCUUUGACCCCCCAGCCUGGCUGGGACCUCCCGGGCUCCCACGCAACUACACCCCACCUGAGCUCCCCGCCCGGCUGGGUCCCCCCUGGAGCCCCCCGCCACAUCUGGCUGGGACCCCCUGAUCUCCCCCGGGCUCCCCCUUGAGCUCCCAGCCGUGUCUGCCCACCCCCCGGGUGAAUGGGGGGCUACGGGGUGGCAGAAAGGGGCCCAGAGCGCCCCCCCAUGGGACCCACGCAGGGACACGGACACGACCCCGUCCCACAGAGCUGCUGCAGAAAGAGCAAGGACCCCCCCCGGGGGGGUGCGGCGGGGGUAAAUGGACUCUGGCAGGCUGGACGGACCCCCCCCCCCGCAUGAAUGGCCUCUUCCAGGAUGGUCAAAGCCCCCCCAGGGGUGAACACCCCCCGGGGCAAAAUGGACUCUCCCUGCAGUGAAUGGACUCUCCCGUGGGAGCGAAAGCUUCCCCCCCGGGCAGAAUGGACUCUCCUAGGGGUGAAUGCCCCCGCGAUGGGGCAGAAUGGACUCUCCCAGGGGGUAAGAGCCCCCUCGCUGGGGUGAAUGGAGUGUCCCAAGCGAGUGAUUGCCCCCCACCCCCACCCCCGGGCAGAAUGGAGUCUCCUAGGGGAGGUGAGCCCCCCCACGAAGUGAAUCGACCCCCCCUCCCCCCCGUUGGACAGAAUGGACUCGUCCCAGGGGGUCUCCCACAGUAGAAGUGAGCACCCCGCUCCGGAUUGGAAUGGACUCUCCCGGGGAGGGGAUGAAGCCCCCCCCCAUGUGAAUGGACCCCCCCCGGGGCAGCAUGGACUCGUCCAGGCGCUGGGGGGCGUCUGUGUAAUAAAGGGACCUUCACGCA
Alligator mississippiensis (American alligator) is the source of this 4887-nucleotide messenger RNA. It is a transcript of the gene CD248, whose product is annotated as CD248 molecule. Lineage: Eukaryota; Metazoa; Chordata; Crocodylia; Alligatoridae. The transcript has a single exon. The record is from RefSeq and is a predicted model, not a curated record. Gene Ontology annotation, cellular component: external side of plasma membrane; extracellular matrix. Gene Ontology annotation, molecular function: extracellular matrix protein binding; calcium ion binding; extracellular matrix binding. Gene Ontology annotation, biological process: cell migration. The coding region runs from base 683 to 3973 and encodes 1096 amino acids.